Molecule: messenger RNA, 2239 nt
Organism: Rhopalosiphum padi (bird cherry-oat aphid)
Lineage: Eukaryota; Metazoa; Arthropoda; Insecta; Hemiptera; Aphididae
Product: membrane-bound alkaline phosphatase-like
Exons: 7
Coding region: 543-2141 (532 amino acids)
Biological process (GO): dephosphorylation
Molecular function (GO): alkaline phosphatase activity
Source: RefSeq, a predicted model, not a curated record
AUAUAGAUAUAAUAUGCAUAUGGUUUAAACAACAUAUUAUUUUCAUUUUACGCCUAACCUUCCUCUUAAUUAAGCGUAUUUUUUUUUAUAUAAAAAUGUCCCUCCGGUAAACCGUCAACGUCAGUAUUCUUUCGAGAAGCCUGUUGAAAUUUUCUUUUUAAUUAAUUUUUUUAACAAUUAUAUCCCUUUUCCGUGAUCGUUUCCCUAUCGACCUGUCGGUACUAUGCGAUCUAAAGCAAAACCGCGACGCAACGCGAAGUGUCAUAUCGACGGAAAUUAGAUGCGAUGGCAUUGAUCGGUUGAAGCGGUAAAUGUGGAAUACAAUAUUAAAUAGGCACGCCGAGAUAAAAUAGUUUACAAACAUAAAGUAUCUCACUGCCGCGGCGCCGUGUAUUUAAGUACGCUGAUCCACUCGUCGGUGAUACAUUCAAACGAAAACGGUUCUACCUCCAUCUUCAUUUUUGUCUCCGUCUUCGGAGCCGAGUGCCGCAGCCCACCGUAAACUAUAUAAGUUUGGCGACACGUCCGUCAACCCAUCAAUCAUGUGGACAUUCGUCGUGUGUGUUUUGGCUUGUGCGCUACAGGUGUCUGCAGCCAACUCCACUCAGGAAUCAGAUUCUAAAUAUUGGAUUGAAAAUGGAAAACGAAUGUUGGAAGAAAGGUCGAAAUUAAAAUUACGAACAAACAAGGCAAAAAAUGUUAUAAUGUUCCUAGGAGAUGGUAUGUCAUCGACCACAUUGACGGCUGCUCGGAUAUACAAAGGUCAGUUGCAGAACAUAUCAGGCGAAAGUGAACACUUGAGUUUUGAACAGUUUCCGUUCAUCGGAAUAUCAAAGACGUAUUGCGUUGACAGUCAAGUGGCCGAUUCAGCAUGUACCGCUACAGCAUAUUUGUGUGGUGUCAAGUCCAACAAAGCUACAAUUGGAGUAACGUCUAAAGUACUCUUAGGAGACUGUCCGGCAUCGGUGCCCGAAGAGCACCGCGUGACUUCCAUAAUGCAAUGGGCGCAAUGGGCUGGCAAGGCAACCGGAAUUGUUACCACGACCCGGGUUACCGAUGCAUCUCCAGCAGGUACUUAUGCUCGAACCGCGCAUCGGGACUGGGAAUCUGAUGAAGAUAUGAUAAAAGAAUCCGGUGGUAAAACCAAUCUCACACAGUGUGAAGACAUAGCUUUACAAUUGAUAACAAAAGAACCGGGUAGAAACUUCAAGGUUAUCAUGGGCGGUGGUCGUGAUAAUUUUAUGAAGAAGGAGGUAAAUUUCACGGGAAAACGUAAUGACAAAGACUUAGUACUAAAUUGGAAGAAUGACAAAAAAGCUCGAUUUGGUGAUAAGAUUGCUAAGUAUAUAACAACCAGAGAGGAACUAAUGAAAACGGAUAUGUCUAAAACCGAUUUUGUAUUAGGUCUUUUUCACAAGAGUCACAUGGACUACAGAUUAAAAUCCAAUUUUGAGAUUCAGCCCACGUUACAGGAAAUGACCAGGAACGCUAUUCAGCUGCUCCAGAAAGAACCAAACGGCUACGUUCUUUUUGUAGAAGGGGGGCUCAUUGACAAAGCACAUCAUAAAACAUGGGCGAAAAUCGCGCUCGAUGAAACAUUAGAAUUUUCCAAAGCCGUGGCAGACGCUGUGGCGUUGACAAGUGAAGAUGACACAUUAAUCGUGGUAACUUCAGACCAUGCGCAUACCAUGUCGAUGGCUGGUUAUCCUAAACGAAACGCUGAUAUUCUUGGUUUAACAAAUGAACUUGCCAUGGACAAUAUGACGUAUACAACUCUGAGCUACGCCAAUGGCCCAAAAAAAUCCUUCACAAAUGAUAGCACGUGUCAUAGGGUCAACGUGACUAACGGAGAUUUAAACACAAUCGACUAUGAAUAUCCAAGUCUGGUUGAUUUAUCUGGUGAGACUCAUGGAGGAGAUGACGUUAUGGUAUUUGCAAGGGGUCCUAUGUCUCAUUUAUUCUCCGGAAACUAUGAGCAAAAUCAAAUUGCUCUUGGUAUGGCAAUGGCUGCUGGUAUUUCCACCAAUCCACCUACAUCUAGUUCUAGCAGCAGUGCUAAUACACCAUUUAUUUUUGCUGGACACACUGUUCUUGCAGUAUUAUUGUUGGGUCUAGUUGGAAUUUCACAAUCUAGUUUAUAAAUCUCAAUAAAAUAAUAUAUCGAUAAACUCAUUUUUAUUUGUAAGUUAUUAAUUAUAAAUAUUAUUUACAUUAAAUAUAAGCAACAAUUUUAAAUAUA